CAUUCCGGAAUGGUCCGCCAUUUGCGAGCGAAUCGAGCGUGCGUGCGUGCGCGCGCGCGCGCGAGAGAGAGAGAGAGAGAGAGAGAGAGAAAGCGGAGAAACUCUCCGUCCCUCAAGCACGAAUACAUUUACGAUCACAUUUUAUAAGUAAUCGUAUGGUUGUAAUCGCAUUUGACAACAGAGUAUAAGUGCAUCUCGUCUCUCCUACUACUUUUAUUUCUAUUUUCGUUCAGAAAAGAAUUUAUAACUCGAUUCGAACGACCGCUAAAAUUAUCCUCCAUGAUCCAGUACUUUUCCGUUUUUAUUUCUUCUUCUUGCCUUGAAGCGGACAUUCCAUCGAGGUCCGUUGCGUUAGGAAGGUGUCAAAAUACGCUUUCCUUUCCGUUCCUUCGAAACGAAUACACGACGUUCGGAAUUCUUUCGAAAGGCCAUUAAGCAGGCUCGUCGUUUCGUAUUUAUUUCUUCCUCUAUUUUUAUUUUUAAACAUAUUCGAAUUAUAAAUAUAUUGUCAUACAUUCCCUCGAAUCGAUAUCGAUGAGAUUUUCAUAAAAGAUUCGGGAUACGAAAAGGAUGAGAAAAUGAAGGAUAUUUGAAGAGUCAUUCGUUGUCGCUUCGUUAUGACACUUGUGCGAGAAAGUCGGAGGCUGAGCCAAGAAUUCCAGGGGGGUCUUGAGCGCAGGUGAGUCCGGGAUGAUGAUGUGGCACAUUGGCCUCGUUCGCUCGAAUAACUUCCCUCGCUGCUAUUAGACCGGUUCUCCAUACGACGAUUUUUCCUUACGGAAAUCCCGUACGAGUCAGAUAUAAGACAAUCGAUCAAGAAAUCGAUCUAUCUGGCGAAACUUCGCGAAGAGAAUCAUUUCUUUCCUACGACUUUUCAUUUUACUCCUAUUAAUAUAGAUAGCAGGGACAUCAUUUAAUGUAAUAAACAUCGAUUUUAAAUGCAAAAGUAAAUGACGCAAUCUGUACGCGUCAUUAUGAUAAUGUGCGCCAGCUUUGCGCAUUGUCAUCGCCAGUUUUUUUUUUAUUAGCAAAAGUUUGCUGAAUCGAGGUAAAAGUGGACACGCUCAGUCAUCGUCGAACUAGCGAAUAGUAAAUACGAUUAAGAGAUAUGUCUCUCGAUCAGAAAUUCGAAGCAGCCGAAACAGCGGUAAAAGCUCUUACCAAGCGUCCUACCGACGAAGAACUUUUAGAACUGUACGCCCUUUACAAGCAAGCUACGAUAGGGGAUUGCGAUACACCGAAGCCCGGUAUAUUCGAUUUGAAAGGAAAGGCAAAAUGGGAAGCUUGGAAAAGCAAGAAAGGUAAUUCGAAAGAAGCGGCUAAAGAGGCGUACAUCAAGCAUGUCGGCGAAUUGAUGGAAAAAUAUAAAUGAUCAGACGACGAUUAUUCAACGAAUAAUUAAACUUAUCGAGCGAAUAUGAAAAUAUACGCAGUUAUGUAAAAUAUAUACGGUUAUGAGAAUAGUAUAAAUAACGUUUUCUUUGGGAAAAUA
Molecule: messenger RNA, 1492 nt
Organism: Vespula vulgaris
Lineage: Eukaryota; Metazoa; Arthropoda; Insecta; Hymenoptera; Vespidae
Product: acyl-CoA-binding protein homolog
Exons: 3
Coding region: 1109-1372 (87 amino acids)
Biological process (GO): fatty acid metabolic process
Molecular function (GO): long-chain fatty acyl-CoA binding
Source: RefSeq, a predicted model, not a curated record